UACCCUCCCAAAAUAAAUUCUCCACUUGCUUUCAAUGGGGAUGAGAGAAAAGCGUGACACCGGCCCGAUGCCAAAGCGUGCAGCAGGAAGAUACAGGUUUCCUCAAGGCCAAAACUUUUCCUCAUACUUUAAUGAAUUGGAGUUAGAGAAAGUUUCAACAGAUCGGAGGCUGGAAGAUGGGCCGUACAAAGUCUGGGAAGAAUGAUACUGGACUAGGAGGUGCUGGAAGCAGCAGUUUAAGUCCUUCCACCAAUGACAACAGCAAUGGUGCUCCAAGUACAGCCCAGCCAGAAACACGUAUCAGAGAAUUGCUUAAGGAACUUUUUGGUUUGGUCAGAGAUGUUCAGGAGGAAAGGUCAAGGGGAGAGCAUAACUUGAUCAAUAUUUCCAAAACACAUGAAAGAAUGCAACAAGAGUCAAGAAUCACUCCUUAUUACAAAAACAAGCUUCGAGGACUAUACCAUACAGCAAUGCAAGAUGCAGAGACAGAGGCUGAACUUCUCCGAAAAGCAUUAGAUAAGAUCACAGAGAUCAAGUCCAUCCGAGAAAAUAGACGACAUGAGUCAGACAGACCAAAGCAGAUCAUGCGAAGGGGUGUUCUAAUGACAAUGUUGCAGCAAAAUGCUGUGACACUUCCUCUCUGGGUCAGCAAGCCAGGGGAAAAACCACCACCUCUGUGUGGUGCCGUUCCUGCAGACAGCAACUACAUUUGCAGAACAGGUGACAAGGUGGCAGCUCGAGUACGGAGCCAAGAUGGAGAGGAGAACUGGAUUCUGGCAGAGGUGGUCUCAUUCAGUCCCCAGACAAACAAGUAUGAUGUGGAUGACAUUGAUGCUGAAGAGGGCAAAGAACGUCAUUCUAUCAGCCGGAGACGAGUAGUUCCACUUCCUAUCUGGAAGGCAAACCCAGAGACAGACCCUGAGGCUCUCUUUGCAAAGGGCACGUUAGUGUUGGCACUUUACCCUCAGACAACCUGUUUUUACCGGGCACUUAUUGAUAGCCCACCAGCAGGGCCACAGGAUGACUACUCUGUAUUAUUUGAAGACACAUCAUAUUUAGAAGGGUACUCUCCGCCUCUCAGCGUUGCACAACGAUAUUUGAUUGCCUGCAAGGAUGAUAAGAAAAAGUGAGGCAGGUUUUGCUGGACAUGAACACAAAGCUCAUUCAUGAGAAACUCUUGGCACUGAUUCAGCAAGAAAUCAGAGAAGUGUGCUUUUCAGCUUUGAGCCUCACUGUUACAUGCUGCAGAGAAGGCUUGAGAAUGAUGCAGAGAAAAUCUUGAAGGCAUUUGUUUACUUUUUGGCAUAGAUUUCCUGGAUGCUAUUAUCACUUAAAUUAAUUCCUUUCUCAUGAACAGAUACCAAUUUUCUGUACUGUUGAAGGAGAGGAAGGUUGUCUGAGUCUCCCAUUUCAUGCAGCAUUGUAUUUGACUGGUUAGCUUCCAAAAGACCAUUGCAAAGACAUUGGUGAAAUUUUAUCAAUAAAAGCCAUAAUAAGAUCUUUUUCUCCUCUUUCCAUCCCUUCUUAUAGAUAUCCUACCACCUAUCUCCUCUAACUUUUUUUUUGUACUGGCUCCUUACCUGUCAACAUCCCCACCAAGCACACAUACACUGUCCCUUUCCUUAUUACCUAUUGCUCAAUUGUCGCUAUCCAUCUCUUUUGCGUUGCUAGAUCACCUGACUGGCAUAUUGCCAUCUUUGAAGUAGAGUGUGGUCAUGAAGUUCUGUCUCUAUAGAGGUAAUCACUGUUAUAAAAAAACUGUUACAAUAACCAGUUGUGUAUAUUAGAUCAAGCCAUUUCUACCAACACAGUCAAGACAAGCCAGUCAGCUAGGUGUCUUUAUCUACGUUUAUCAAUUUGCAUAUGCAACACAGAAUGCAUAGUAUUUCCAAGAGGCAGCACUACUGGUGUUUAUCUCUUCCCUUACUUUUUGUGCCCACAAAAGCAAACACCUUCAUAGCUAUAGCUGAAUUACUUCGAUGCACUAGUCUUAAAUGAGUUGAUAGCAUCUUUAUUGAGUUCAGAAAUGAGGUUCUUCCAGCUUGCCUCAAUUUUUGAUUUGGUGGGUCAUUUGAGGCAACCCAUUUCUGUCACUACAAAGUAGUUGUGAUUUGUAAAUGAAGAGUGAGCGGAAUAAUGCCUUUUUUGGUCAAAAGAUUGGUACUUUGGCCACCUGCUUAAGUACCUUUCACAAAACAAUUUAGAGGUAAGUAAGGUAGUUUGAUUUGUGGGUUUUUCCCUGUCCUGUCAAUCUUGGGAUUUUUUUUUUUUUUUCAUUUUGCCAUGCCUAACCCAGAGAUAACUGUGUGCACGUACUGAAAUGCACAGAAUAAGACUUUGUCCUUGAGAUGGUUCCUGUGUAGUUUAUCUGUGAUGAAAAAGAAAAAAAAAGUUGGAUAGCCGUUGUGGCCUCCCCUUUCCACCUUGGUAGUGCAACACCAACAGCUCAGUCUGUACAUGCAGGCUUACUCUUCAUUUGAGAAUAUUGGAUGAUGUUGUGACACUUAAGAUAUAUCUGGGGCCAUAAGCCAUACUUUACCUGUCAUUUCAUUCUUAUUAUUUAAUAAAGUACAUUGGUUGUCUACAUUCAUCUAUGUCGCACAGUGCAGUUACUGUCAUCUGUAAAACUGUUGUCAAGUGCACUUUGGCAGAGAUGUAACACCUUUGCUGAACUUCAUAGGAGGUGCAGCUUUGAAUAAUAGUCAUUAAAUAUUUGACUUCAAAAAUCCUGUGCUAGGAAUUAUUUGCUGAGGCAAAAUGAUGUAUAUGAAUACUAAAGGCUACAUGGGUUAUACCGUAAUGAAUGCUUGUUAAUGAAUUUACUGAGUACAUUCAAGUAAAGCAGUGGGAUUACUACCUGCUACUGAUGAUGGGGGAUGUGUGAGCUAUACCAGCAGCUGCAUUUAUGAUCUGUGAGAGUGUGACAGGUCUGUCAUCUGCGGGACAAAGAAUCGCACUCUACAGAACACUGAAUUGGUGCUGACUGUGCAACCAUAUGUAUGCAGUGAUAAAAGUAUAUGUACAUGGUAACAAUAUUUCAUGCCUACACAAAUCGUGUGGUUUUGUGUAUACUUUUUUGGAGGAUGGAAAGUGUACUUGUAUGUUAGUCUGUAAAUAUUAAUAAAACCAGUUUUUUUCAUUGAUUAAAGUGUGCUCAGUGAG
Messenger RNA from Pomacea canaliculata, 3162 nucleotides. RefSeq names its product SAGA-associated factor 29-like. Lineage: Eukaryota; Metazoa; Mollusca; Gastropoda; Architaenioglossa; Ampullariidae. Bases 177 to 1130 code for a protein of 317 amino acids. The record is from RefSeq and is a predicted model, not a curated record. The transcript has 10 exons. Gene Ontology annotation, cellular component: SAGA complex.